This is a messenger RNA of Suillus plorans, 372 nucleotides long. RefSeq lists its product as uncharacterized. NCBI's taxonomy places the organism in Eukaryota, Fungi, Basidiomycota, Agaricomycetes, Boletales, Suillaceae. Bases 1 to 372 code for a protein of 123 amino acids. The transcript has a single exon. The record is from RefSeq and is a predicted model, not a curated record.
AUGUCUCAGAUGGUUGACAUUAGUGCACUGUAUGCCACUGUGGUCAGCAAUGAUCCUGCGUGGUUUUUCUAUCCCGAAGACCAUUAUUCAAUAUCCCUUUCUGAAUUGGCUGCAUCCGUUGUCGUAGAGGCGGCUCGUCAACUUCCUUCGGCCUUUGUCCCGAAGAAGCGCACCCAUUUUGAAUCCAUCAAAUCCAUUCUGUUGCACUUCUCUUGUUUACGUGCCGAGUUGGGUGCUGUAUCUGACGAGGCUCUGUUUGCUCAUUAUACCAAGUUUAUCAAAUGUCCAUUACCCUCUGUGUCUCGUCUGUGCCUCAUCUCUGCCUACAUUGAGAUGCUUUAUAGAGAAGUCAUCGCAGCUGCCCUGCGCUGA